GUAAUGCAGAGAUUGUCCUUUACAAAAUGGCAGGAGUACAUGUAACUAUGCAGAUCAGUGUUGAAGCCCAAACUUCAUUUCUUCAAAAUGCUUUUAGACUGAGAUCUGACCAGUGCUAUUGUGACAUAGAAAUUCACAUAGGAAACACAUCCUGUAGCGCCCAUAAACUCAUCCUUGUCUCUUACUCCAAAUACUUUGCUGAUUAUUUCCGUCUUUCAAAAUCUAACCAGUCACACAUUGUGCUUUCUGAUAUAAAUUGGGAGAUGUUCAGCUAUAUCCUAGACUAUAUGUAUGGCCAGAAAGUUAAGAUACCAGUCCCUUGCUGGGAUGAAUUUCUAAAGACUGCUAAAAAGUUGGAGAUUCAGGAUUUGCUUGACAAGUGGGAUGCAGGCCAAAAGAAAGGCUUGAAAACUAGAGGAGGACUUGAUAUUAAGUCUAUGACUUCAGCAGUUUCCACAUCCAGCUUUGAUGUUGAAAAUGAGUGUAAUGCAUUGGAUGAUGGUGAUGAGGCUGACUAUACAAACGGAAUGUCAGCUUGUGUUAUAAAUACAGAACAGGUGAAUAAUGUGAAUAAUGCCUUGGGUGUUGAGGAGUCCCUUAAAUCUAGUUCUGAACAUUUGGCAGGCAAGAAAUUGGAACAAUUUACAACUGCCGAGAAGUGGAAACCUUUAGAAGAUCUGAGUAGUCUUGAUAAGACCUGUAGUUUAUCCAAGUUAAGUUUACCAGGCCUCAGUGGUGGAAGUGAAUAUAGGGGCAAAUAUACCUGUGUUGCAUGCAAGUCUAUUUUUCCAAGCAUAAAAGAAAAAAGUCUACAUUACUUGACCAGAAGCUGUUCUGGUGGUCUGCUGAAGGUUGCACGGCAGAGGUUUUCUAGGAGUUUUAGAAAAGAAAGCAGAAGAAAAAUUCCUGUUAAAACAAGUAUUCCAAACCAUGUGUGUUACACUUGCUUUAAAGGAUUCAUAUCCAAGUCUGCACUUUUGAGACAUUUUCAGUUAAACCACAAGAAGAAAAGUUUAUGGAAAUUUCCAUCCAGUCAAGUUAGGGAUAGCAAAAAUACUGCAGCUGCUACAAAGUCUCCUAAUAGUGUCCCAUUUCCAUUAAAAAUACCUGGUGGUAAAGGAAGAAGCAGUGAAUCUAAACUGAAAGAAAUAAAAAGAGAUCUGAAUCGAUGUGAACAGUGUGGUAACGUGUUUGCGAAGGAAAAGGCUCUGGUGAUGCAUCGGGCUAAGACACAUGGCUUGGGUGUGUUUUUGCAGGCUGUUCACUGUCCUAACUGUCCUCAGGAGUUCAAUGUAAAAGAAUUCUACAGAGGGCACCGGCUUAGAAAACAUAAGAAACAUGUUCAAGUCUGCUCAGAAGAGGGGUGUGAUUUUACAUGCACUACUAUUCGAGACAUCACCAAUCAUUUGAAGGAAGAACACAACACUGAUCCUCCACACAAGUGCCCCCUCUGUAACUAUGUUACUCCCUUAAAAGGCUAUUUAAAACGACACAUCGAUAGGCAUUUUCUUCGUGGCAAGUUAUACAUUUGUGAGCUGUGUCCGAAGGUGUAUAUGACGGAGAAAGCACUAUUGCAGCAUAAGUACACUCAGCAUGGUUUGGUUGAUGCAGAGAAAGCUGUACGGUGCACUUAUCCAGAUUGUUCAUUCUUGACAUAUAGCUUGCUUACUAUGGAAGAUCAUUGCAGAGCAAAGCACACUGAGGAGAAGAAUUUCCCAUGCCCCCAAUGCAAUCGAAAGUUCUCAACAAAAGGUUCUCUAAAGUCCCAUAGAUUGUCUCGCCAUGAGCUGCGCUAUACAUGCAGUUGUCCAAAUUGUGGUAAAAUGAUGGUUGACAAGGCAUCUUUGAAGAUGCAUCAGUUGCGGUGCAUCGGAGCUCGAAAAACCUUCUUAUGUUCUCAAUGUGACCACUCCACAUACGUCAAGGAUAGACUUGAAGCUCACCAGUUUAAGCAACAUGGUAUACUCCCAAGCAAAGGCAAGAUUUACAGUUGUGAACUGUGUGACUACACUUGUACAAUGAAAUGUAGAUUAAGUAGCCAUAUGCAGAAACAUACAGGAGAAAGGCCAGAAGUAUGCGACAUUUGUGGUAAAAAGUUUCCCUUAGGCAGCCUGAAGACUCACAUGAAGGUUCAUAAAACCACAUAUGAUUUUCAGUGCAUGUACUGUGAUUACAAAACACGGUGGGAGUAUCAUUUCAAAACACACAUCCGCCUAAAGCAUACAGAAGGUGAGAAGAGGCCUUACAAGUGCAGCUAUUGUGACCACAGAACUAACUUCAAGGGGAAUUGUGUGAAACACAUCAAAAAUGUCCACCCUGGUAAAGAACCUGCAGUAAUUCACCUUAGUGACAAUGCUUUGUGAUUUUUUUUACAGAACUGAAUCAAAAUUGAUGGUUUGUGGGAUGGGACUGCCUAAUCACCUCUAUACUCUGGAUCUUUUCAGGGUUACGAUUAACCCCAGUCCCCUGACCGCUGACAAGCCCUCUAACUGCCUUAUUGGUAUAUUUACCUUUUUUGUUUUUCUGUGGUACAUGUAUUAAGUAAUGGUAAAAAGGAUGGAAAUAUGGCCUUGAAAUUAAUUUAGUAUUACAGAUGUUUUGAUUCAUUGACUUGGUCACAUAUAUAAUGCUGUAGUACUACUUAAAAGUUGUCUGACAAUAGCAUUAUUAAUUUUUUACACACAUAUUAUUUUAGUUAUCACAUGUAGAGAAAUAAACUCAAUAAAUUUGUGGUGAAAUAUUG
Lingula anatina is the source of this 2743-nucleotide messenger RNA. RefSeq lists its product as uncharacterized. NCBI's taxonomy places the organism in Eukaryota, Metazoa, Brachiopoda, Lingulata, Lingulida, Lingulidae. Gene Ontology annotation, biological process: regulation of DNA-templated transcription. Gene Ontology annotation, molecular function: protein binding; DNA-binding transcription factor activity, RNA polymerase II-specific; RNA polymerase II cis-regulatory region sequence-specific DNA binding. The record is from RefSeq and is a predicted model, not a curated record.